Anthonomus grandis grandis is the source of this 5337-nucleotide messenger RNA. RefSeq lists its product as uncharacterized. Gene Ontology annotation, molecular function: guanyl-nucleotide exchange factor activity. The transcript is spliced from 17 exons. The record is from RefSeq and is a predicted model, not a curated record. The coding region runs from base 530 to 4969 and encodes 1479 amino acids. Gene Ontology annotation, biological process: positive regulation of Rho protein signal transduction. Lineage: Eukaryota; Metazoa; Arthropoda; Insecta; Coleoptera; Curculionidae.
GACUAUCUUCUGUACGUACCAGAGGUACUGUUACUCGUAUGUGAAUUAUACGCUCGUAUACUGAGCGUUUAACGUUGGCGCGGCCGAUCGGCGGUGACGUUUUGCGUUUAAAGGACUGUGACCUAAAAUCGACUGCGGUUGUUUUAUUUUUGUGGAUUUUUGGUGACUUUUGUGGCAUGUAGGGGUACCUAGAGGAUUUCUGGAUAAUUCAUUUUGGAUAUUGAUUUAUAAAAAGGUACUGCAACUUUAGUAUAAGGAACGAACAUGUAACCUGAUGCUAAAUUAUUUCGGAGCAAAUCAUAUAUACUUCUUUAGUAUGCAAAUACAAGAACUGGUUCGGCCUCAAACUUCUCAUACGCGGGCCAGUGUUUAGAAACUUACUGGACAAGAAAAAGCAGUAUUUAUUACAGGUCUACCGAAAGGAGAAUUUGAUGACUUGAGGUAUCACAUAAGGUUUAACGCCAUUUUCACUUAAGGGAUGGAGCUCAACCCUGCGUGAGUGAGAUGCUAACAUCGAACUCCCACCCUUAUGGCUGCUUUGGUUAGCCAUGCGAUGCAUCGGUUUCCAACGUCACCUCCGGACGCCGUAUACUCCUCUUACGGCUUAAGGAGUGAAAGCACUAACCGGCACCCUGGUGACGUCUCCAAUACCUCAAGUCCCUCAGGUACCACCGGUGCUCUAUCACGUUCCAUGAGGUACGCAGAUCCGUGGCUUUACGGUAGCGUCAGAGCUUCAGGCGGACUGCUACUCGCCCCUGCUCUAGUUCUCUGCCAGUGUCCCGAAUACUUGACCGGAAGUCGCAGGUCAAGCUCAAAAAAAUCCCCACACGCGUGCAAAAAGUGCAAAGGAACUAGAUUCCCCAUAUCCCCUGUCGAUUCCAAGUUCGGAACGGUACGAUGUUAUCCCACGUCUCAGCAGAUCAGUCCGAGUACUCCCUUGCGGGCAGGUACAGUACGGGUAACAUCCUCCUCGAGACCAUCGAUCCUCCCGACCGCUGAUCCUUAUGAUCUUAUGAGAAGAUCGCGUCUAUCAGUUCCUGAGACCAGUUUGAAUACCUCUCCGUUUAGAGACUUGCCUGCACCAGUCAAUAAAGAUUGUCAAAAGAAUAGUUCUGGCAAAAGUACCAAGCAAGAAUCUUCAUAUAAUUCAACCUAUGGCCGUCGUUCUAUUUUAGAAUGCAAUGUCAAUCCAUACGAUUUAAUGACAGGUGAAAAAUUAGCUGAAUCCAAACAUUCUAAAGAAGUGAAGCCCAAAAAUGUUACUUCAGUUAACGGACAACGAAUCCGGGUUCGGCCUGUUUUAGAUACUCACCAAAAUCGUGAAGAAGUUCCUAAACACUCUAAUGCUAAAGUUCUUCAGUCGCAAGUUACACAAGGAAAAUUAAUACAAAAAAAACAAACAUCAGUAAAAUUGAUCCCACCUGUGCAGUCACCAGUCUCUCCAGUAGAUAAAGAUCCCGAACAUCAAAAUCGUUUUAAAUCGAUAUUAAAGAAGCCGAAUUAUAACGGAGAUUCUUCUGCUUACUCAGAUCUUGAAGAUGCUGUAAGUCCAACUUCUCCAAGGAAAUCAGGUUCCAAAUUUUACCUCCCUGUACCUCUACCGGUAACUCCCAGAAAAAAGGUGCAAUUCCUGGAUGCAGCUAAAUCCGAUACUAGUGAAGAUGAAGAUAGAUUUAUCUCAGAUAAAAGCAAUAAUGAGAAUCUUCUGGGGUAUUAUGAAGAUCCAAUAAGUAUUAAAGAAGACCGUAAAAUGAAAACAAUCGAAAUUCAAAACGAAGACGAAGAUGAGGAAGUAUUUGAAGAUGCACUAGAAAAUCCCGAACCUGAAAAUGAACCAAAUAAGACAGAAGCUUCGUUAAUAAAACGCCCAUGUAAAGUAAACCGCAGUAAUAGCGAUCGAAGAAACAAAAAAGAAAGUUAUGUCAAUUUCUUUGAUACUACAGCUUUAAGAACUCGUAAACGAAACGAUUGCAGAAUUGUAUUUACUGAGCAGGAUUUGGAGAAAUUAGAUGGUUUAACUGCGAGGAUCAGGAAGAUUAGCCCUAGACCUACAAGUCCACCUCCACCUCCACCAACUGUGGAUCCUCCUAAGGAAAAGGAGAUAGACUUUUUGACAGAUAAAAAAGAAGAUAAGCCUUUGCAUGCAACUCAUGUAAAUGAUGGACAUAUUACGAAUGAAACAAGUGCAAAACAUACUUCUGAAGGUAAAAAGGAAGAGCACAAGCACAAAAUAUCAAUAUCAAGUACUUCUUCCGAUGAAGCAACUAAUUUAUUAAGUACUCCACCAUCGGCACCACCAAGGAAACGAAGCAAUAAUAAGCAACCAAUAGUCAACAUAGUUACUCAUAGUAUUUCAACUUCUACAGUCAAAAUUGAGUCUCCUAUUGUAGAAAGUCCUAGCAAUAAAACAGUGGUUCAAAUAAGCUCGCCUCUAAGUGAUAUACAUAAAAUCCAAAUUAAAAAUGAGCCUUCUGAAUAUUCGCCAAUCAUUAUUGGCCAAUCGAGCGUGUCAAUAUUCGAAAAUGCUCAAAGAAAAACAUCAAUUUUGAUCAACGGAGAUGACUGUUAUUCCACAGUAAACGUAAAUGAUGACGUCCCAUUAUACCACUCCUCAGUAGUCGUCAAUGACGAAGUCACCCCACUUAUAAAGAAUGCAAGAAAUAACAGCAGCAAAAUUUAUAUAACAGGAGAAAUUAGUACAAAUACCGAUACAGAGAAAGUGCUGAAACAAGUGUCUGAACAACUCAGCACUCUAACUACAGAUAAAGACACUGAACCACCACCUAUACCAGAACCAAAAGCAGAAUUACUAGCUUCUCAAUCUGAGCUUCUUAAAGAACUUCUCCGAGACCCAGUAGAAGCUGUUCGCCAUAAUCUAGUCCCCCAUGUCUGUGGAAAGUCAGAUAUGGUCAGGAGACAACGAGAUACCAAGUUCCCAAGGCACCGAUCGCCACUGAGCAAACCGCAAACUCUUUUAGAGUCUCCUUUAGAAGAGAAGAAUCUGUCUUCCUCUGUAGAAGACUCCAUCUUGAGACUUCGGGAUUAUGAGCAAAUUCCCGAUGAUGCCUGCUCUAAUUCCAGCCAAUAUGAGCUUAUGGACCAGGGUUCGGAAUGCUAUACAGAUCAUAGUAACAGAAGCUCUGUUACUGAAGAGGAACUGGAAAACAGAAAUAAGUUUUAUGAACUUUUAGCUGAACGGGUUAACAUUGAAGUGUCUGAAACGGAUGAUCAUCACUAUGAAAGCAUUAAGGCCAAUAAUGACCCAAUUUAUGAAGAAAUCGAUGUUCCGCCACCGUUACCUUCAAAUCCUCCUCCUACCACUAUUUUGGAUGAUCUUCAUUUAGAUAAAGAAUAUACCACCAGAUCAAUCUUUGAAGGAGCAUCUAAAUACGAUAUUCUAAGCUACUUAGUAGACGCAAAGGAACGGGGUGUAGUACAAGAAGAUGGGUAUACUUACGCUUAUCCUCCAAACACCAGUCACGACGAUGAUACCAAAGAAUUCAAUAGAGCAUCUCACCUGAGCACCGUGAGUGAUUCCAGUGAAGACAACUCGUUGAUAAUAUCAGGAGCAUUGAUAGAUGAGAAAGCAACCUUUCAAAAACCUGCAGAAGUUGAACGGCAUGACUCUGGAGUUGGAUCGGAAACAAGCAAAUCUAGCCUAAGCAAAUACCGUACUAAGCCGGAAAUAUUUAUUACUUGUGAAGACUGUGAUACUGUGUUGGACAGCAAAACAGAAAACGAACCAUUGCUUUGUCGAAAAUGUGUUAAGAAGCGAUCGGAACGAAAAGAAAUAAUAACAGAGAUUGUGGAGACUGAAGAGAAAUACAGUAGAGACCUGCAGAUAAUUUUGGAGGAGUUUUAUCAGCCGAUGUUAGUAGCAGGUCUUCUUACGCCGGAUCAGCUUUCAGCGAUAUUCCUUAAUGUGGAGGAACUGCUGGAAAAUAGCCAAGCUCUAGCCGAAAGGCUAAGAGAUGCGGUAGAAAUUGCUUUGGAGCAAGGAGACGAUGAUCUUUUAACUGUAAAUAUCGGUAAACUGUUCCUAGAAGCUGCUCCUAUGCUUCAUGCUUUUGAAACUUAUUGUAUUCGCCAAGGCACUGCCAGCCUAUUAUUAGCCAGCCUAGAAAAAGAAAAAGAAUUAUUGCGAAUAUUCUUAAGAGUAUCUCAAAUGGAGAACACGAUGCUUAGAAGAAUGAACCUAAAUUCUUUUCUAAUGGUACCCGUGCAAAGGGUUACAAAGUAUCCAUUACUUUUGGCGAGGUUGUUUAAGGUGACCCCUACCCACCAUGAUACGAAGGAGCUAUUAAAAGAAGCUCAACAUAAAAUUGAGCUACACUUAAAUCAUAUGAAUUCGGAGACCAAGGAUGUUCCUAGCAAAUUAUGGCGAAGAAUAGGGAGUUCAGGAAGGCGACCAAGUACAGAAAUGGAUCUGGUCAAUAUAAAACUAAGGAAAAUUGCUGUGGAUGUUCUGGAAUGGAACCACGAAGAAGCAAGAUUUAUUUUAGAAGGUAAACUGCUAUUCACACAACCAACGGACAACAAUUGGAGAAAAGGCCGAACUAUCAAGUUAAUUCCUGUUAAUGCUAUGUUGGUUAUAAAUGGAAAGACUCCCUCAGUAAAAGCACCAACAGAUAAGCUUGAUGAAAGUGGCCUAGUAUUUUCUAUGAAAAACGUGGGUGUAAGAGAGGCGGCAUUAUUAUUAGUAAGAGACAAAAACGGACGUUAUUCACUACUAAGGGAACCGCUGUACUUGGAUCGAUGCGUUAUUGCUGCAGAUCCAGCCUGGCAAAGCUACUUUGAAGUUCAAGAACUACUUAGCAAGGAUACGUUUAUUUUUAAGGCCGAGGAUGAAGAUCAAACCCAUGUAUGGUACCGGAAGCUGCAAUACCACGCCCAAGGAAUGGGCGCUUGGAGGAAAAGAAGAAAUGCGUUAGCAAACAUUAUGAUUAACGGGAUGGGACUUCGUUCGUAGCGAGAGAAGUUUCUUUAUGAUAAAAAAUUAAAUAAUUAUCGAAAUAGCUACGGGAAAAACUCCGCAAAUUCCUCAGUAAUUUUACACGUCCUGUAAACUGUAUUUAUUAAGUGCAGCUUUAACUUUUAUUUGUAAGAAUGUGUCCUUAUUGUUUUGUUUUUUUGAACAACGAGUUAAGUUAAUUAAUUAUUAGUAAUUAUAUUGUAACUAAUAUAUCUGCAGCUAGAUUAAUGCUUAUUAGGACCUAAUUGCUGUUUAGAGUUUAGUUGUAUAUUUAUUGUAAAAUAUGUUAAUGUUUUAAAAGUAUUUUACAUUAUUCUAUUAUAAAAUAUAAUAACUCCCUAUAUAGAAAUAAAUUCUUAAAACAA